Messenger RNA from Sinocyclocheilus grahami, 1971 nucleotides. Its product is annotated as scm-like with four MBT domains protein 1. Lineage: Eukaryota; Metazoa; Chordata; Actinopteri; Cypriniformes; Cyprinidae. Gene Ontology annotation, molecular function: DNA binding; histone binding; chromatin binding. The coding region runs from base 194 to 1264 and encodes 356 amino acids. Gene Ontology annotation, cellular component: nucleus. The transcript has 7 exons. Gene Ontology annotation, biological process: negative regulation of DNA-templated transcription. The record is from RefSeq and is a predicted model, not a curated record.
CCUAGCGGCGGGCCGCGCAUCUCGCGCAUUCCACCUUAAAAGCGCUCAAUGCGAUCAACGCACGCGUACAGUAUGUUUCCGUUUUUUCCCCCCAGCGCGCUCGCACCGCGGCUCGAAAGACUGCGAGCGUCACGUCGAAGGCAACACUGACGCACUUCAUCCACUCUAUCAAGCUUGAAGCCCAUUAGGAAUAAUGUCUGAGCCGUACCGCGAAUGGAUCCUGGGCUCCAUAGACUCGCUGAGGUCGAGGAAAGCGCGACCGGACCUGGACAGAAUUUGCAGGAUGGUCAAAAGACGACACGGCUCGGAUUGGGACCGAACCCGGUCAGAACUAGAGAAACUGAUAGAGGAGCAAACGGUGCUCAAAGUCAACUAUAAAGGCUCGGUUUCCUAUCGCAACGCGGCAAAGGUGCUAAGAGGCAGGAGAAAAACCGAGCAGAGCAAGUGUGCGGUGAAACAGCCUUCUCUCGCGGACUGGAGCACCGGCGACAGCGCUCUGGGUCCCGUGGAUGAGGAUCACAUGGAGGACAUGGAAGACGAGAUGUCCACGACAGCGGGAAUGGACAGCAGCAUGGACGAGGAGGGGGAUGAGAGCAGUCUGGAUGCCAUGUGCGCUCAGAGCACCGCUGACUCGGGCAUCAGCAUGAGUCCCAUCACCAGCAGUAACGCCAGUCAGCCUGUUCCCUCACCCACAUCCUCAAAGAACUCUCCUACCCAUGAUGCUCUGCGGCAGGACACCGACAGCGCUUGCAUCCUAUCUGAGCACAUACAGCCAGAAGCCCAGCAAGACACAGGAUCUGUGGCGCUCGUGCAGCAGCCAGCGGCCAUCUGUCUCUCCACUCUUCACGUCGAGGAUCCGCUGCUGUCACACUGCACAGCCGCGCCGGACGAGGCGCUGAAGUCAGACGGAGGGCCUGAUCCUGUUGAGGAGGGUGAAAUGUGCACUAAGAGCACAACAGAGGAAGAAAUUAACAAUGGAGGGAUGAAUAUUGGAAAUGAUGUGGUAAAGAAAGAAAUCGGGCAGGACCCUUUGCUUUGGAGCGUGGCUGAUGUGGCCAGUUACUUCACGUCUGUGGGCUUCCCUGAGCAGGCGCUGGCUUUCAGAACACAGGAAGUAGAUGGGAAGUCCCUACUGCUGAUGCAGCGCAGUGACGUGUUGACUGGUCUGUCGAUCAGACUCGGCCCUGCGCUUAAAAUCUAUGAGAAUCAUGUGAAGGUGCUGCAGAGAAGCCACUUUCAGGACGACAGCCGUCUCUUCUCAUAGUGCUUGUGUUUUCAGCGAAAACAGAUGGAAAUUCUCCUGCGCUGGCCACGAAAUGAGGGGAAACGUUCACUCUUUAAGACUUGAAUUGCACAAUCCUCCUCAGCUUAUCUUCUCUUCUUCCGUGUGAGGACAUGCCGCAUGAUUCAACCCUGCAGUCUGUUCUUCUGUUCUGUCGGUGUCCUUCUAUCCAUCCGUCGCAGGGCUGACGGGACCAUUCGUCUUAGUAGAAGUGUUAUUUUUUGUCUACGGUGGAGCUUUUCAUUCACCAGUGUUUUGUCCUUCCGUUUUUGUCAGGUAUGAUUUACAGUGUCGCAAUAUUAUAUAAACAUUGUUCCUGUCCAAUUAAAUGUACGAUGUUCAGCGAUGUUUUACAGCAGUCUUAAAAUGGUCUUGCGAAGUUAGGAAAUAAAUUCCAGUUUCAGAAUCUGAAAUUGCAUUUGUGGCAUCAGUCUUUUCUGUUAUGCAUUUUGCCUGCUAAGCAGAGAUAUGGAGUGAGUUAUUGAUGCUUUAAUUCCAGCACUGCACAGCCAGUACAUUUACUCUGAGAGAAGCAUUCAUAUUGGCAUUCAUAGUGAGAUAGAAACAUAGUUGAUUGUGAUUCAAAAAAUAAUUUUUUUUUUUUUUUUUUUGAAAGAAAGAAAUGAAAACUUUUAUUCGGCAAGAAUGAAUACCAGACUUAAUUUCUAACGCAAAAUAUAACACAACCU